Molecule: messenger RNA, 267 nt
Organism: Marchantia polymorpha subsp. ruderalis
Lineage: Eukaryota; Viridiplantae; Streptophyta; Marchantiopsida; Marchantiales; Marchantiaceae
Source: the annotation of a GenBank genome assembly
AUGACAACAGCCACAUAUAUUUCGGAACGGCGGAUCCAAGAUCCAACAAUCACAUUGAUUUGGGCGGGAGGGUCUAAUCCUUGCAGCAGCUGGUACUUGGGAUCUUGUAUUAAACGCUUCGAUCAAGAAUACAUGGUGCACCAGUACGAUAAUUUUGGACGGUGCUGUCAUUUAGAAGUAAAUUAUAAAACACUAAAAGCUGUGGUAUUAUAUGAACCUCAACAUAUACAAUUUCCUCAUAAAAUAGAUCUAGACCUUCUUGAUUAA